UCGUCAACAAGGAAGAGUUUAAGAGCGGAAGGAAUCUUAACAAACAAGGGCUCUGGCAGCCUUCGAAAGUAAGUUAUUUCAGUGGAAAGGUUAGCUGAUUUUUGGUGUACUGUAGCUUUAAAGAGUCAUUUCAUGUCUCGAAGAUCAACAUAAACCGUGGAAGUGUUGUACGAGGACCGAACUUUGAAGCUGUGUUUAGUGAUCCAGGAUGCUAGCCUCCAACCUGUCUCCAGCGGCGGAUGGUGAGGAUUCAAUCGGUAAUCACACAGUCGUUAAAGAAGGAUGGGUCAGCAAACGAGGAGAGUACAUAAGAAACUGGAGGCCGAGGUACUUCCGGCUGAUGUCCAAUGGCAACUUCCUUGGCUACAAAGAGAAGCCUGCAACUCGUACUGAGUGUCAACAAAAAGUCUUGAACAACUUUUCAGUUGCAGAUUGUGAGUGCCAGGUCUUGGCUAAAAACAAGGACAAAAAUGUUUUCUACGUACGCUGUCUGCAAUGGACCACUAUCGUAGAGAGGACAUUUCAAGUGGACUCGCCUAUUGAAAGGGAUGAGUGGAUGGCUGCAAUACGGGAUGUGGUGGAAAGAGUCAGCAAAUCCAGCGAGGAGAAGUCAGAGCUGAACGCACACAUUACAGACUCUAAGAAUCUACAGAAGAGACACACUAAGGUGAUGACACUUCAAGAUUUUGAGUUCCUGAAGAUGUUAGGUAAAGGUACAUUUGGCAAAGUUCUGCUGGUCAGAGAGAAGUCAGCUGGAGAGCUUUAUGCCAUCAAGAUCUUGAAGAAAGAGGUCAUCGUUGCUAAGGAUGAGGUAGCCCACACACUUACAGAGAGCCAUGUCUUACAGAGGACCUGUCACCCGUUCUUGACGUCACUGAAGUAUUCAUUCCAAACUACAGACAGACUCUGUUUCGUAAUGGAAUAUGUCAACGGUGGAGAGCUAUUCUUCCACCUGUCAAGAGAGCGAGUAUUCUCGGAGGAUCGGACGCGCUUCUACGGUGCCGAGAUCAUCUCUGCUUUAACCUACCUGCAUGAAUGUAAUGUUAUUUACCGUGAUCUUAAGUUAGAGAAUUUACUGUUAGACCAGUAUGGCCACAUCAAGAUCACUGACUUUGGACUUUGCAAAGAGGAUCUAUCUUUUGGAAACACAACCAGCACGUUUUGUGGCACGCCAGAGUAUCUAGCACCAGAGGUCUUAGAAGACAGUGAUUACGGCCGAGCAGUGGACUGGUGGGGUACCGGUGUAGUCAUGUAUGAAAUGAUGUGUGGCCGUUUACCAUUCUACAGCCGUGACCAUGAGGUUUUAUUUGAGUUGAUCCUGGUUCAAGAGGUCAAGUUUCCGGCGAGAUUAUCGGAUAGUGCGAGGUCAUUACUAAGUGGACUUCUCGCGAAAGACCCAACGAAAAGGUUGGGAGGUGGACAGGAAGAUGCCAAGGAGAUUAUGGAGCAUCCGUUUUUCGCAUGUAUAAACUGGGAGGACUUAUUUGACAAGAAGAUUGAGCCACCCUUCAAGCCCAGUGUCAAAUCAGAAACGGACACCAGGUAUUUUGAUGAAGAAUUUACAGCUGAGCCUGUAGAACUCACACCCCCAGACACUAACAAAUUGUCAACUGACACAGGGCUGCCACAAUUUGAGAAGUUUUCAUAUUCUGGCGAUAAAGGGGGACAUCUUUAAGGUCUACCUUAGCAUCGACUUUAAACUUCAGAGAGACUUAGUCCUAUCCUCUAUCCACCCCCAAAGAUUGAGAUGACUGGCGGAGAUGGUGGUACCACAUGAAAGAGGUUUUUAUUGAUAGGUUCAACAAGAAACAUCAACCGGAUAGUGGUUCACCUUCUUGUGUCCUGUUGUUACGUAUCACCGUCAGACAAGCAGAUUUAAGCAAGUCUUAGAGGAGUCUGACUUGAAACAGGGCUGCCAAAUAUUUUGACUGAAGUUUGAUUUUUUUUUGGCAUGAUCAUCGGUAGAGGUUGGUCUCACAAUCAUCAAAAUGAACAAUUGCCCACAUUUUGUUGUUUUCUUCCGAAGAGAAGAAAAAUGGGUAAAACAUCCCACCUUGAAUAUUAUUAGGCCAUAGAGGGACCAUUUGGGGCCAAAUGUAGGGACCAUUUUGGGCCAAACAGAAAUGCAGGACCAGUAAGAGUUUUAAGCUUAAAAUGUUCCUUAAAGUUCAGACCGGGGGAUUGUUAGUUAUGGGAGAAGUCUUAAGUUCAUUUAAUUUUCUUGUUAGUUUCCCCACCUAAUUGGUCGAAUGUUCAUGCUGAGAUGACAGUGUGCCACCACCUGUUGAAGUAAAUUAGCGCUUGUGACAACUCUUGGAAAGAAGUAGCACUUUUAGUUUAUCUUUUUAUACUUGAUUUGAGAGGGAUUUUGUUGAUCUGUGAACUCUCUUAGCGUUGUUUGGGAUCUUGUCAUGCUUUAACAACAAUUGCUUUAAAAAGUAUCAGACUUUGUUUCUGAAAUAAGAGGGUUAUUGAAAUGCAACUUGAUCACCCAUUCAUGCCUCACAGGGUUUGUGCGACUUGAGUUUCUGAGGCAGAAUCCACGGAGAAAAAUUUUCCGGUGGUAUUUUUAAGAUGGGUGUCUAGUUUUCAAAGCAGAUUGGUAGCACUGAAAGACACAGUGUUGUGACAAUGUGAAGUAUGUUUGAAUCAAGUCUUUAAGAGGCAUGGUACUGGCAUUUCUUGGAAAACUUUUCUUUCACCAAUCAGAAGCUUUCCUCGUUUAUUUUUUGCUCGGACGAUAAAAUCAAAAUUUGCGAGCCAGAAAAGAAAAGAAAAAUAAUUGCAUUAAAUUGACUGUACCUUAAUUGAGCUUACCGUCGCGGGGGAAAACCCCGGGUAGGAAUGAAAUUAUGACAUAACAUCACAAUGGAAUGUGAUAAAAUUUCAAAGUAAUUUGUUGUUUGAAAAAAGAAAGAUAAAUUUAUUGAUUAUGUUUCAGAAUUGGAAAGAGAUGUACAUAUACAUGCCCUAUAUUUUAUAAAUCUUCUAUUUGGCAAAUGUUAUAUGUGGAAGAGGAAUUGCAGAGCGGCCAUCUUGGUUUAUUCUUGAUGCACAAAUCAAUGUGAUACAAAAUGAGGCUCACUAUCACAAUAGUCUGGUGUUUAUCAUGGUACCGUUAAUGCUCUUUACCAUGACACACGGGGUACUGUUAUGGGGUACUUUCAGUCAAAGCGUGCUUCGUGUAAGCGAGACUGCCACAUUCAUUCCACUGUGUAUAAUUUGUACACAUGCAGUUUCCAUGAAAUAAUGGAGCAAGUCAAAGAAAGCCAUCGUAGUGUGGGGGAAGCAUAUUCAAAACUUCACAAAUUCUCUUCCGGUGGCAUGUACAUGUACUUAAAUAGUUUGCCAAAUGCAUGAAUGCCUUUUGGAUGAGAUUAUGGAAGGCCACAGAUUUGUUGCAUUUUCUCUGUGCAGUAUGAUACUCAAUCCAUCAUGAAUUCAAAGUCCCGAUCUUUUUGGUAGCCGUUUUAAUAUAAUUUUUGAUGCGAAGAAUUUGGUUGCCACGUUGGCCGUCAAGAAUUAUUGUAAUGGAGUUAGCUGAAGACAGAUAGCAGUUGUUUUGGAUUCAGGUGUACCUGUGUGUAGUAUUGCUGUAAAUAUACCUUGUGUAUUGUAUGAUUAUUAAGAUUGUACGUGUACAUGUUACUGUAUGUUCCGUGUCAGUAUAGGCCACACUAGGCUCGGUAUACAAAUCAUGGCAUCAUUACUGAUUGAAGGGGCGGAACUUUAUUGGGUUGUAUGCUAAUGAGGUCUGACCUUAUGUAAAUGAAGGUCAAUUAUGCAUAUUCAUAUACAGUAAGGUGUUGGCAGUGUUAUGUUGCUAGACAUCAAUCUACCUCUCGGACAAAGAUGCAAUAUUGGAAGAGCAGACAAACUUUCCCCUGGCGUAAGAAAACGAUACACAGAUAACUGGCCACGGAGAAUUUACUUAAGAGAUAUGCAAAAAUUGAAUUGCUCAAAGAAUGCAAAAAAUGGUGUCCUCAUGGAAAGGUUUUUUUUCUUUCUUUCUUUUCAUUGUGCAGUGUUUGGAGAUUUUCCAAACUCUUUCGAAGUUAGACUUCAACUUGAAAAAGUGGUCAUCAUUUUGGUAUGCAUAAAAGGGGAACCAGAUACAUUGUUAUCGAUGGAUUUUAAAUUUGUGUACAGACCCAAAAUAACAAUGGCUUGUUACUGGAACAGGCAUGCCAGUCCAAACAUGAAGGUGUGACCAUAGAGCAGAGUAUUGUGGUGGGUAUAGAAGCUGGGUCUCUAGCCAGGUAAGCUAAGGGGGUAGGGGCUAGAACAUGCAGUUGAACUAUUAAGAACACGCCAACCAUCUCAGCAAAGGAAGAGAUUACAUGGUAUACUUGCAGGAACAAUCUGAUUUAAAUCUCAAAUCCUGAAAGCCUCAAAUCAUUCAUUCAUGUAAUUUUUUUACAGGGGCAUAAAGGGUGUUUUUCUUUCGGCAGGUGGGGUGGAAUCAUAGAAAUAGAACACGGAGACAAUGAGCUCGACCUCCCUGUGUACUCGGUGUGUAUGGCAAAAUGAUCAUGUUGAGAGCGCACAUAGACCGUCUCUACGUGUUUUUAAUGGUCAAUGUUCAUGACGGCUACUGUUUGGCAAAGAAAACAACAUACACGCAUCGAUAAAAGCGGUCUCACAACAAAAUGCACGCAUAAUGUCGCACUCGGCGUUCUCCUGGUUCUAUUUCUAUGGGUGGAAUGCAGUUUAUAAGAUUUCAGUUGAGAUGAUGGCUAUUGGGAACAACUCUUUUUGAUGUCAGUUUUGAAAAUUUAAGUUGUGUCUGAAAUUUCACUGACGCAACAUGUUGUAUAUUUUUAUUGAUAACUCUUCGCGGUCAUAUUGUAUAGACGAGUUUUAAAAAAAAUCACAAGUAGAUUGUAUAGAUGCAUGUACUUCAUACUAUGGUGUUGAUCAUUUAGUUUUAUUUUUGUUAAAAAGUGAAAUGGUUCAGUGCACUUCUACAACUGUUCUUUUUUCCUAAGUAGAGCCUUUAAAAAGUUGUGUGUUUUGUUUUUGUUUUUUAUUUGUUGAACUAAUUUUAUAUAACUUUUUUAAAGGAAUAACUGACCCUGUAAUGCACACAGUUUUGUAUAUUUGCAGUAAUACAGAUGUGUGCUAUUGUACAUGUGUAUUAUAGUUGUCAUCAGUGACCGGGUAACAUUGGACACUCCUGGAGUAAAAGUUCACCUUUCCUUGUAUCUCGAUUGUCAAACGCAUAAAAAAGCAAACAUGAAAGCAUUAUCUUGCUGAUGGAAUUCCAUUAAAUUGAAUGGGUAUGCAUUUUCAGUAAAAACAUCCUUGCAGAAUUAUGUUGAGAAAUAUUAGCCAAUGAAAUUGCAGAUUUUCUCAUAAGUUUUGCCGUAUUAAUGCUGUGAUCUAUUUACCCUCGUCUCUGAGUUUCUCUGUAAAAUUAUCAUGCAAAUUAAGACACAAUGUUCAAAGUGGCGAUGAUAGCGGGAAAAGUUAUA
Messenger RNA from Asterias rubens (European starfish), 5474 nucleotides. Its product is annotated as RAC-gamma serine/threonine-protein kinase-like. Gene Ontology annotation, molecular function: ATP binding; protein serine/threonine kinase activity. Gene Ontology annotation, biological process: protein phosphorylation. The transcript is spliced from 13 exons. Lineage: Eukaryota; Metazoa; Echinodermata; Asteroidea; Forcipulatida; Asteriidae. The record is from RefSeq and is a predicted model, not a curated record. The coding region runs from base 209 to 1675 and encodes 488 amino acids.